This is a messenger RNA of Leishmania major strain Friedlin, 780 nucleotides long. RefSeq lists its product as hypothetical. The transcript has a single exon. Bases 1 to 780 code for a protein of 259 amino acids. Gene Ontology annotation, molecular function: nucleic acid binding. Lineage: Eukaryota; Euglenozoa; Kinetoplastea; Trypanosomatida; Trypanosomatidae. The record is from RefSeq and is a predicted model, not a curated record.
AUGGAUCCAUCGAAGCGCAUCUGUCUCAAGAACCUGCCAGAGGGGUGCACCAAGCGCGAAAUCGCCGAGCUGGUGCGCAACCGCACAGGCACACCGAUCCACAGCAUCGACCUAGGCCUUGGCGCCGACGGGAAAACGCGGCGCUAUGCCCAUUUUUCCUGCGAGGGCGCAAAGCAUGUUCUGGAGGUGCUGAGCGCUGGAGUGACGUUGCGCGAUUCCACCAUCUACGCUCAUCCUGCCAAGUCGCACUACUCGUUCCGCUACGCUGAGGCCCGCCGCAAGCGAGAGCGAGAGGAAGCGGAGGAAAAGGCGCAGCUAGAGGCGUUUUGGGCUGCCGCGAGGCAACGUUUUUUGGACCGCACUAACGGUGGAGAGCUGCCCCGGAACAAAAUUCCCAAAGACUUCUACGCGGCAAAGCGGAAGUAUGCGCGCAUUGCGGCCGAGAUUGCCCAAGUGUCGCGCAACGCGCACGCCGCCGCCGGAGGUGACGCCGCCUAUGCCGAGCACCCACGCGGCGCCGCCCACGCGGCACCGUUCUUCUCAGGCGCAGACUGUGGCACGAAUAGUGCUCCUCGGGCUACUUCCAAGAAUCACGCCACCUCAGGUGGUGGUGACGCCAACGCAGCAAAGAAGUGCGCAUCGACGCUCACUGCUGCCAAGUCUAAAGCACUUGCUGCCGUACCACCACCGCCGCCGCCGCCGGAGCCUACGAAAGAGGAGCGAAAGCUGAGCGGCCUCCAGGCGAAGCUAGCUGCGCUUAAGGAGAAGCUGAAGAAGUGA